Apis mellifera (honey bee) is the source of this 5804-nucleotide messenger RNA. RefSeq names its product regulator of nonsense transcripts 1 (gene Upf1). The transcript is spliced from 6 exons. Gene Ontology annotation, cellular component: cytoplasm. Lineage: Eukaryota; Metazoa; Arthropoda; Insecta; Hymenoptera; Apidae. The record is from RefSeq and is a predicted model, not a curated record. Bases 384 to 3743 code for a protein of 1119 amino acids. Gene Ontology annotation, biological process: nuclear-transcribed mRNA catabolic process, nonsense-mediated decay. Gene Ontology annotation, molecular function: ATP binding; RNA helicase activity; DNA binding.
GGGAUGCGACGAAAUCUGCCGCUUAUCAUACGUUUAACCGAUAAAAAUUUCGAGAGAAAUCGGCACGAAAAAUCAAAUCGCGAGAAAGGCAAUCAUCGUUAGUGACUACGAAAUCGCUGAAAUUCCCAACUUUCAGUCUCGAUCUCUCGGGACAUACAUAAAAAUCAGCUGAUGACGUAACAUAUAACGAGCGUAAGAAGAAAAGUUAGUCGCAUACUCGUGUCGGUGUUGGUGGGCGCGAGACUUGCGCGAGACGAAGUAUGGCGUAGGAUUCCCUCUGGCCUCUUUCGUUGAGCAGUGUUAAGAGUUCACUCUACUUGGUAGUUUUGUUUGUCUAUUAUUUCGCUAACGGGCACGAAAAGGACAUCGAGUAUCUGUACAGGAUGAGCGUCGAUGCAUAUGGACCUAGCAGUCAGACCCUUACAUUCCUCGACACAGAGGAAGCUGAUUUAAUCGGUGCAGACACGCAGGGUAGCGAAUUUGAUUUCACCGAUUUUACAUUACCCUCACCGAGUCAAACUCAAGCUUCGCAACACGAUGCUGCCCAAAGUCAACCUAACCAGCCUGUACAGGUUAAUGGAACAAGUGGCAGUUCAUCUUUAGAGUUGAAAAUUUCUGGAGCAGCACAAAGUCUUGCAGAAUUACAAUUUGAAGAAGAAGAAGAAGAAGCAUACUACAAUCGUGAUUUACCAGAACAUGCAUGUAAAUAUUGUGGUAUUCAUGAAGCAUCUUGUGUUGUUAUGUGUAAUGUCUGCCGCAAAUGGUUUUGUAAUGGACGUGGAAAUACAUCUGGUUCUCAUAUUAUUAACCAUCUUGUUCGAGCCAAACAUAAGGAAGUUACUUUACACAGAGAUGGCCCUUUGGGAGAAACUGUUUUGGAAUGUUAUUCAUGUGCUGUUAGGAAUGUUUUUGUUCUUGGUUUUAUUCCUGCUAAAGCAGAUUCUGUUGUUGUAUUACUAUGCCGCCAACCAUGUGCAGCUCAAAGUUCCUUAAAGGAUAUGAAUUGGGAUCAAGAACAAUGGAAACCAUUGAUUGAAGAUCGUUCUUUUUUAGCUUGGUUAGUAAAAAUCCCAUCAGAACAGGAACAAUUACGUGCCAGACAAAUUUCUGCUCAACAAAUCAAUAAGUUGGAAGAAUUAUGGCGAGAUAAUGUCGAUGCGACUUUCCAAGAUCUUGAAAAACCUGGAGUAGAUGAAGAACCGCAACAAGUACUUCUGCGAUAUGAAGAUGGAUAUCAAUAUCAAAAUAUUUUUGGUCCACUCGUAAAAUUAGAAGCCGAUUAUGAUAAACGUUUAAAAGAAUCUCAAACUCAAGAAAAUAUCGAAGUACGUUGGGAUGUUGGACUAAAUAAAAAGACAAUCGCCUAUUUCAUGUUAGCCAAAACAGACGGUGAUAUGAAGUUAAUGCAUGGAGAUGAACUGAGACUUCGCUAUUUGGGUGAACUUCAUAAACCUUGGUCUGGAAUUGGACACGUGAUUAAAAUUCCUGAUAAUUAUGGAGAAGAAGUCGGUAUCGAAUUAAAAAAUAAUUCUGGCGCUCCGACGGAAUGUGUUAGUAAUUUCGUCGUUGAUUUUAUUUGGAAAAGUACAAGUUUUGAUCGCAUGCAAUUAGCAUUGCGAAAAUUUGCUGUGGAUGAUACUUCUGUAUCCGGUUACAUAUAUCACAGAUUAUUAGGACAUGAAGUGGAAGAAGUUCUAUUUCGCUGCCAUCUUCCUAAACAUUUUAGUGCUCCAAAUUUGCCAGAUUUAAAUCGUUCUCAAGUAUAUGCUGUAAAACAUGCUGUACAGAGACCUUUAUCUUUGAUUCAAGGACCACCUGGAACAGGAAAAACUGUAACUAGCGCUACGAUAGUUUAUCAACUUGUAAAACAAAACGGUGGUCCUGUUUUGGUAUGUGCCCCUUCAAAUACAGCUGUGGAUCAACUCACAGAAAAAAUACAUAAAUCUAAUUUAAAAGUUGUACGACUCUGUGCAAAAUCACGAGAAGCAAUCGAUUCGCCAGUCAGCUUUCUUGCUCUUCAUAAUCAAAUCAAAAAUAUGGAGACAAAUACCGAAUUGCAAAAAUUGCAGCAAUUAAAAGAUGAAACCGGAGAAUUAUCUAGCGUUGAUGAAAAACGUUACAGAUUAUUAAAAAAAGCAGCAGAAAAAGAAUUAUUGGAAGCAGCUGAUGUAAUUUGCUGUACCUGUGUUGGAGCUGGUGAUCCUAGGUUACACAGGCUCAAGUUUCAUUCGAUUCUUAUUGAUGAGAGUAUGCAAGCAACUGAACCUGAAUGUAUGGUGCCAGUUGUUCUUGGAGCAAAACAAUUAAUUCUCGUUGGUGAUCAUUGUCAAUUAGGACCAGUAGUUAUGUGCAAAAAAGCUGCAAGAGCAGGUUUAUCACAAUCUCUUUUCGAAAGACUAGUUGUACUUGGAAUUAGACCUUUCAGAUUGGAAGUACAAUAUCGUAUGCAUCCAGAUCUUUCUCGAUUUCCAUCAAAUUUUUUCUAUGAAGGUUCUUUGCAAAAUGGUGUAUGUGCAGAUGAGAGAAAAUUGUUGAAAAUUGAUUUUCCUUGGCCUGCACCUGACAAACCUAUGUUUUUUUAUGUUACUCAAGGUCAAGAAGAAAUAGCUGGAAGUGGUACAUCGUAUUUGAAUCGAACGGAAGCAUCUAAUGUUGAAAAAAUAGCAACUAGAUUUUUACGUUGUGGUGUAAAGCCUGAACAAAUUGGAGUAAUAACUCCAUAUGAAGGUCAACGAGCCUAUUUAGUUCAAUACAUGCAAUAUCAAGGAUCCUUGCACUCGAAACUUUAUCAGGAGAUCGAGGUUGCCAGUGUAGAUGCAUUUCAGGGUAGAGAAAAAGAUAUAAUAAUUAUGUCUUGUGUCCGAUCGAAUGAACAUCAAGGUAUUGGAUUUCUGAAUGACCCACGAAGGUUAAACGUAGCUUUAACCCGAGCGAAGUAUGGAAUCAUAAUUGUAGGAAAUCCAAAAGUAUUAUCAAAGCAACCAUUAUGGAAUCAUUUAUUGAGUUUUUAUAAAGAACAAAAAGUUCUAGUAGAAGGACCUUUAAAUAAUCUUAAAGAAUCUAUGAUUCAAUUUGCUAAACCAAAGAAACUUGUUAAUGCUGCUAAUCCAGGUUCUCAUUUCAUGUCUACGUCAAUGUAUGACGCAAGAGAAGCUCUUAUUCCAGGUUCCGUGUACGAUCGAUCAGGUACUCAGGUUAAUGGAACGCAAAAUCAUAAUCCUUAUUAUCAAAGAAACGUACCUUUAGAUAUAUUCAGUAGGACCCAUGACACCAUAAGCUAUAUUAGUCCAGAGAGGGCUCAAGCAGCGAUGAAUAAUGUACCAGUUCCAGUGGGAAUGUUUAUGAAUAUGGCACAUGUACCUCCGCGAUUUUAUAAUCAACAUCAACAGGCAUUACAGGCUAGACAAAAUCAACGUAAUCGUCGAGGAACAUCUUUAUCGAAAAAUAAACAGGGUCCACGAAUGGGCAAACUAAGUCAAACGGAACAAAAUACUCAACCAUAUAGUCAGCCAGGUUUACCAUUAACUCAAGGUACGACACAGGGAAUGUCACAACCAGGUUUCAGUCUUUCUCAGCCCGGCCUUAGUCAAGCAGAGCUUUCUCAGGAUUCAUUUGCUGUCGGAGAAUUUCAAUCGCAAAUGGAUGGUUUAUUAUCUCAAGACUCAACUUAUCAAGGUGAUCGAAGUGGUUUUUAUCAAUCUGGACAGUCACAAGCUGGGGGACAAUUCUCCCAGCCAUAUUGAGCCGAGAUCGUACGGCUGAGCAACGCAAUUGCUAUGCAGCGUCGCGGGAGCGACUGAAGGCUCGUUCGACCAAUUCUUCUUCGACCAACAACCACAAAUCACUAACUGCGCAAAACGGUAAAACGGCUCGGCGAUCGAGUACGGUAUAUGCACACGCAGUCGUCGGCGUUUUAAAAGAGGGUUUUAAAACAAACAAGCAAACCAAAAAAAAAAAAAAAAAAAAAAAAAAACAAAAAAAAAUACUACAAACGGGAGAGUUCGUCGCCAUUUACCGUCGAAAUGCUGAAUUGUUCUAGACGGGGAAAGGAAAUGGUUAAAGAGUAAAACCACCGGGCAUAACAAGUGCGACAAGCCAAAAAAAAAAUUUCUUAAAAAUACAAAAAAAAGAAAGAGACUGGGAGACGACAUUAUCACACUAAAUUACCAACUAUCACUGUGACACGCGUUUACCGUGAACGUACCGUUUUAUCGCGGGGAUCAAGUGACGUUAAAAUUACACACAGCAAUAUAAAAAAAAAAAAUAAAAAAUAAAAAAAAAAAUAAAAAAAAAACAUCAAAAUACUGAAAAACAAAAAAAUGUAAUGAUAAUAAAGAUAAAAGAGAAAAAUGGAAGAUAUGGAACGUGUAACGCUUCAUGACUUGAUCAAAUUUGAGAAAUGUGCCAAUAUAUUAGUUGAAACGACUGAACGAAUCUCUAAAUGGCAAAACAGAAAAAAAAGGAAAUAUUUACAAUGUUAUGGAUAUUUGAUAUAUCCACGAUGUAAACAAAAGAAAAAAAGAAUUAAGACGCAUUAUAUUAUUGAGUCUAAUAACGCGUUACAUUUUUUUUUAUUUUUCUUUAAAAAGAUAUGAAAUAAACAGCUAUUGCUGAGAAAAAUCUAAAAGGAUUAAAUCCUGGAAUUUCACAGUGAAAUUGUUUUUUCUUUUUUUUCUUUUUUCUUUUUUUGGUGAUCCGUAUGCCGUUUAAUUAUUAUUUUGUAAACUGCGAAAAAAAUUAUAAUAAAAAGUACGAUUCUUGCAACGCGUGGACACUCAACAAUAUUGAUAACAAAAGAAAAUAGCACGAUUAUUAUCGUCAUUGACUUAUUCCUGAAUUGAUAAAACAUCAUCAGGUUGAUCAGAAAUUUCUGACCAAAUUGUCGUCAAACAGCAUAAGGCCGACACUUGAGUAUCGUCAUGAAGGAGGAAUCCUUUCUCAUAAGUAUAGCGUAAUAUUAACAUUACGCUAAUCAAUAAGGAAUCUUAUUAAUUUUGAUCAUGUUAAUUACUUUCUAUCUUUUCUGGUUAGAUCGAUAUAUAUAUACACAUACAUACACAUAUAUAUAUAUUGUAUAUAUUUUAUUUACCGCAGGGGCCGACAGAGCGCGCAAGAAUGAGAAAAAUGAUUUUCAUUCAGUACUUGUUUUUUCUUUUAUAGGAUUUGCAUAUAAAUGACAAAAAAAAAAAAGAAAAAAAAGAAAAAGAAACAAAUUACAAAUGUAUGUUCAAGUAAUUAAAACAAUUUCCUUCAAAAAAGAAGGAAAAGAAAUUAAAGAAAAGAAAUAAAAAUGUUAAUUUUGAUUAACAUUGCAAUUUUAUAAUAAUAUUGUUUAAAUGAAAAUUGACACAGUUUUGAAAAAAAAAAAGAAACGAAAUUAUCUGGAUUUUGAAUAUUAUUCUUAUCUAUAAAGAUAUGAGUAGUUCAUUUAGUGUUCAUAAUAUUUUAUGCGUUCUAAUAUACUGACCAAAGUAUAUGAUUCUAUCUGCUAAUUCUUUAUAAUUUAGAUUCUUUCUUUUGUUUUCUCUCCUUUUUUUUCUUUUUUUUUUUUUUUUAUACUCUUGCAAACCCUCUGCAAUUUUUUUCUGUAUUUUUUAUCUGUACUGGCUUCUCGCGGUAAAAAAUUUGGAUAACAAACUCACGAAACAAAUUAAGAAUGAGAAAAAGAAAGAAAACAACAUUACAUAAUACAAAAUUGUUUUCUUUUCUCCUUUCCGACCAACAGCGCACCGCUAACUGCAGAAUAUAAUAUGAAAAUUCAUUGUGAACUUUAAAAAAUGAAUAAAUUUAAUUUGGAAAAACAA